CAGGAAGGUCCCCACCCUGAGGCCUCAAAGACACAGCUGUGGCACAACAAUUUGAGUCCUAGGUUUGAUCUGUGUCCUGCCGAGUCUCGCUGGCAACAGGAUGAAGGCUGUGUCUCUCCUCCUACUCCUCCUCUCUCUCCUGGGUCUGUUUGUGUCCAGCAAGUCUCUGUGUACCCUGGAAGAAGGCAUCAAUCAGAAGCUGAAGGAUGGUGUCACAUCUCUAAUUUUAGAGGCGCUCAAGGACAUUGGACUGGAUUGUAAGACUGUGACAUCCAGGGGGGACCUGGCUUCCUGCCCUGCAGGUCAUGUUGUCACGGGGUGCUCGUGUGGCAUGGGCUGUGGCUCGUGGGAUGUGCGUGCCGGGAACACAUGCCACUGUCAGUGCGCGGGCAUGGACUGGACCGGAGCGCGCUGCUGCCAUCUGGGGGGCACGGCUUGAGGUCGUUUGAGCGGAAAGGGGGCACAGG
Molecule: messenger RNA, 467 nt
Organism: Dipodomys ordii (Ord's kangaroo rat)
Lineage: Eukaryota; Metazoa; Chordata; Mammalia; Rodentia; Heteromyidae
Product: resistin-like
Exons: 4
Coding region: 101-439 (112 amino acids)
Cellular component (GO): extracellular region
Molecular function (GO): hormone activity
Source: RefSeq, a predicted model, not a curated record